CUCGGCAAUGGUUUCCAUUUCGUCCAGACUUUAACAGGAUCCAGACUAUCCUGGGUACGAGUCCUGAGAACAAGAUGGCGAUGACAAUCUUCAGAGUCCCUCCCGUUCCCAGGACAGACUACGACGGGAACAUCUACCGGAUCCUGUCCAGGAUAGAAGGGGACGGGGUCAAACUCAGCCACGUGCUCAUCCUGUGUGACGUACCAAACACCAUGCAGCUUCUGGCUCAGGCUUUUGUAUCUGAACCCGUGAGAGAGGGAUCAUCCUGGCUCAUCGGUAAUCCGGAAGUUUUGGAUGAGGAUGUGAAGAACACGAUCGGCACAGUUCGCGGCGUCAUCACGACCAUCAGACACGUGUUCGACCUCUCCGACUCCGCGCGAAAUCUCAUCUCAACUCUCCCGGCCAAAAUCACGCGAGACUUCAUCCAAAAUGGCGGAAGGACCGUCAUUCCGUAUACAAAGGUUGAUCUGUUCUACAUUUUCGAUGCUGUGCGGAUCCUGUCGCAGGCCGUCAGAGACCGGGUAGUGUUCGACAAGCAUGGCGGCAGGAGGGGGGUCCGCUGUGACGAGAACGGGACGUUUUCAGAGCCGGGGAAACAGGGAGAGGUCAUUAUGUCCACUCUCAAGCAGAAAACGUGGAAGGGUUCACUUGGAGGUGUCGCCUUCGGUCCUACUGGUUACAACAGCCGUGCGGAAUACGAGUUUCUGUCGCUGAAGACCAUCAACAAGACUGCCAAGUUCAUCCCGACCGGGACCUGGAGUGACCGGACGGGCCUCAACAUGACCCAGCGGAUGGACUGGCCGGACAUACAGGGUGUCACGCUCAGGGUCGUUACCGUAGAGGACAUACCAUUUGUGUUCGAGCAAGUCCGGUCCAGUGGAGUGGAGUACGACGGGUUCUCCAUUGACGUCAUCAAGGAGCUGUCCAAGACCUUGAACUUCAGUUUCGUGGUGUACGGCGUCGCCGACCAGAAGUAUGGUGCCCCGAGGCCUGAUGGGACAUGGAACGGGAUGAUUGGGGACGUGGUAAACAAGCAAGCCGAUGUUGCCAUUGCAGCCAUGACCAUCACAAAAGAACGAGAAAAAGUCGUGGACUUCCCUAAACGGUACAUGGACCAGUCCUUUGGGAUCUUGAUGAAGAAACCGAAGGACAACACGCGGAAUGUGUUCGGGUUCAUGGGUCCGUUCACGCCGGAGGUCUGGGCGUGUAUCGGCGGGUCGGUCGUCAUCGUCGGCGUGUUCCUCUACCUGCUCAACAAGUUCCGCCCUGACGACAUCAUCGUCACUGAGGAAGGGGAGGGCCCGUCCAGGUUCGGACUCAACGACAGUCUGUGGUUUAUCAUAGGCUCCCUCAUGCAACAAGGUUGGGACUGGAGUCCCCGCUGUCUGUCCCACAGACUACUGAGCGGGUUCUGGUGGCUGUUCAGCCUGGUGGUCAUCUCCACAUACACCGCCAACCUCGCCGCCUUUCUCACCGUCACCCGGAUGGAGAACCCCAUCAGAUCUGUGGACGACCUGGCCAGUCAGACGGUCAUUCCGUACGGCACUGUGAGCGACACCAGUUUGACAACGGCCUUCCAAAGCUCCAGAAUUGAGGUUUACCAGAAGAUGUGGAAGUUUAUGACAAACUCGGACCCUCCCACCUUGAUGGAAACGGCAGACGAAGGCUUCAGAAAGGUACGUGAGGGUAACUAUGCCUUCAUCUGGGACACUCCUAUCAUUGAGUACGUGGCGCUGAACGACCCUGACUGCUCCCUCACUACUGCGGAAAACAGCUUCUACGAGCGAGGCUACGGGAUAGCUCUGCAGAGGGACUCUCCCUACAGAGAAGCGUUUUCAUACGGCAUCCUGCAGAUGCAGGAGAACGGGCGGAUGAACAAGCUGAAGGAGCGCUGGUGGCCGUCCACAGGCAGGUGCUCCCUCAGGACCAUGACGUCAAAGAAACGCGCAAGCGCACUGGGCCUGAACAACUUCGCGGGGGUCUUCUACGUCAUGAUGGUUGGGCUGGUCCUGUCGGUGAUCAUGGCGCUGUGUGAGAGUCUGUGGCACAUGUGCCGCAGGGGGAGGUUCCCGCUUAACUGGAAGACCAGGAGAAGAGCGGCGAACACCGUGUCUGACCUGGACACGUUUGUGGAGGUGGACCGUAAGAAGAACGGCCACAUCCAGGUGGUCACGACCAUCCGCAUCCCGGAGGCGGACAAGGGCUCCCUCCCGCCUCUACACGACAGGCUCCUGUCGUCCAAGGAAACCCGCUGCUAG
This is a messenger RNA of Branchiostoma belcheri (Belcher's lancelet), 2258 nucleotides long. RefSeq names its product glutamate receptor ionotropic, delta-2-like. NCBI's taxonomy places the organism in Eukaryota, Metazoa, Chordata, Leptocardii, Amphioxiformes, Branchiostomatidae. Gene Ontology annotation, molecular function: glutamate-gated receptor activity; transmitter-gated monoatomic ion channel activity involved in regulation of postsynaptic membrane potential. The transcript is spliced from 15 exons. Bases 75 to 2258 code for a protein of 727 amino acids. The record is from RefSeq and is a predicted model, not a curated record. Gene Ontology annotation, biological process: modulation of chemical synaptic transmission; monoatomic ion transport; synaptic transmission, glutamatergic. Gene Ontology annotation, cellular component: plasma membrane; postsynaptic membrane.